Molecule: messenger RNA, 5076 nt
Organism: Rhinopithecus roxellana (golden snub-nosed monkey)
Lineage: Eukaryota; Metazoa; Chordata; Mammalia; Primates; Cercopithecidae
Gene: ERO1A
Product: endoplasmic reticulum oxidoreductase 1 alpha
Exons: 16
Coding region: 443-1849 (468 amino acids)
Biological process (GO): protein folding in endoplasmic reticulum
Cellular component (GO): endoplasmic reticulum membrane; endoplasmic reticulum
Molecular function (GO): FAD binding; thiol oxidase activity; protein-disulfide reductase activity
Source: RefSeq, a predicted model, not a curated record
CAGGAAAACACAGGCCGCCCCGGCUUUCGCUCUCGCUCUGGGAACGGGAAGGAACCCCGACAACCGCGCAGGGCCUGGGAUUGUGCGUGCCGGGUCGCAUCUCCAGGUCGGGAGCGUCAGAGAGCCGGGGGCGGGCGCGGGUGCGGGCGCGGGCCGGGCGGGGCCAAGCCGGGAAGCUGGUCGGUGCGUCAGCUUCACGCGCCGGGAAGGAACCGGUCCGAGGCCCCGGGCUGCCGGCGCGGGCGCCGCGGCACGUCCGCAGGCUGGGUCGCUAGGUGGCAACCGCUGAGAGGCGGGAGGGCCGAGGCGGGCCUGGGAGGCGGCCCUGAAGUGGGGCGCCGCCGGGGCCGGCCCGCGCGGGCUUCAUCUGAGGGCGCACGGCCAGCGACCGAGCGUGCGGACUGGACUCCCAGGCGUGGAGCGACGAGCUGCCGGAGCGGCAAUGGACCGCGGCUGGGGAUUCCUGAUUGGCCUCCUGGGCGCCGUGUGGCUGCUCACCUCGGGCCACGAAGAGCAGCAGCCCCCGGAGACAGCGGCACAGAGGUGCUUCUGCCAGGUUAGUGGUUACUUGGAUGAUUGUACCUGUGACGUUGAAACUAUUGAUAGAUUUAAUAACUACAGGCUUUUCCCAAGACUACAAAAACUUCUCGAAAGUGACUACUUUAGAUAUUACAAGGUAAAUCUGAAGAGACCAUGUCCUUUCUGGAAUGACAUCAGCCAGUGUGGAAGAAGGGACUGUGCUGUCAAACCAUGUCAAUCUGAUGAGGUUCCUGAUGGAAUUAAAUCUGCGAGCUACAAGUAUUCUGAAGAAGCCAAUAAUCUUAUUGAAGAAUGUGAACAAGCUGAACGACUUGGAGCAGUGGAUGAAUCUCUGAGUGAGGAAACACAGAAGGCUGUUCUUCAGUGGACCAAGCAUGAUGAUUCUUCAGAUAACUUCUGUGAAGCUGAUGACAUUCAGUCCCCUGAUGCUGAAUAUGUAGAUUUGCUUCUUAAUCCUGAGCGCUACACUGGUUACAAGGGACCAGAUGCUUGGAAAAUAUGGAAUGUCAUCUAUGAAGAAAACUGUUUUAAGCCACAGGCAAUUAAAAGACCUUUAAAUCCUUUGGCUUCUGGUCAAGGGAAAAGUGAAGAGAACACUUUUUACAGUUGGCUAGAAGGUCUCUGUGUAGAAAAAAGAGCAUUCUACAGACUUAUAUCUGGCCUACAUGCAAGCAUUAAUGUGCAUUUGAGUGCAAGAUAUCUUUUACAAGAGACCUGGUUAGAAAAGAAAUGGGGACACAACAUUACAGAAUUUCAACAGCGAUUUGAUGGAAUUUUGACUGAAGGAGAAGGUCCAAGAAGGCUUAAGAACUUGUAUUUUCUCUACUUAAUAGAACUAAGGGCUUUAUCCAAAGUGUUACCAUUCUUCGAGCGCCCAGAUUUUCAACUCUUUACUGGAAAUAAAAUUCAGGAUGAGGAAAACAAAAUGUUACUUCUGGAAAUACUUCAUGAAAUCAAGUCAUUUCCUUUGCAUUUUGAUGAGAAUUCAUUUUUUGCUGGGGAUAAAAAAGAAGCACACAAACUAAAGGAGGACUUUCGACUGCAUUUUAGAAAUAUUUCAAGAAUCAUGGAUUGUGUUGGUUGUUUUAAAUGUCGUCUGUGGGGAAAGCUUCAGACUCAGGGUUUGGGCACUGCUCUGAAGAUCUUGUUUUCUGAGAAACUGAUAGCAAAUAUGCCAGAAAGUGGACCUAGUUAUGAAUUCCAUCUAACCAGACAAGAAAUAGUAUCAUUAUUCAACGCAUUUGGAAGAAUUUCUACAAGUGUGAAAGAAUUAGAAAACUUCAGGAACUUGUUACAAAGUAUUCAUUAAAGAAAACAAGCUGAUAUGUGCCUGUUUCUGGACAGUGGAGGCCAAAGAGUGGAAUUUCUUUCAAAGGCAUAAUAGCAAUGACAGUCUUAAGCCAAACAUUUUAUAUAAAGUUGCUUUUGUAAAGGAGAAUUAUAUUGUUUUAAGUAAACACAUUUUUAAAAAUUGUGUUAAGUCUAUGUAUAAUACUACUGUGAGGAAAAGUAAUACUUUAAUAAUGUGGUACAAAUUUUAAAGUUUAAUAUUGAAUAAAAGGAUUAUCAAAUUCAUAUAUGAUAAAAGUGAAUGUUCUAAGUGUCUGAAGCUAGCAUUUUGUGUAAUAAGUUGUAAUAUAAAUAAAACUAUGGUAAAUGUGGCAAGCAUUUAAUAGGAAAAUGCUAAGGAGGCCUCAUGAAUGACCCAUAAUUAGCAAUGUAGAAUUUUUCAAUACAUUUAGGGUUGCUGGAUUUAGCAAAUAAAAAUAAAGAUUGUCUAGUUAGAUUUGAAUUUCAGAUAAACAACAAUUAGUUUUUUAAUAUGUUACAUGGAAUAUUUGGAAAAUACUUACACUAAAAAAUUAUUUGUUUGAAAUUCAGAUUUAACUGGGAGUCUUGUAUUUUAUCUGGCAAUCCUAAAAUACAUUGGUAUGAAACAAAUCACUUUUAGAAUGAUAUUGCUAUUUUGACUGGGUUAUUUGUGUGUGUAGAAAUGUACAAUAACAACUCAAAGGCACAGGAGAUUUCUAAACAUUGUGAAAAGUUGAAUACAUUAUAUAUUUAUUCUCAUAAUACUUUCCCUAAUACUAAAUAAAAUUUGGGGAAUACUUUUUAUUUUUAUAUAAUUUCCAAUUUACAGAAAAGUUUCAAAAAUAGUACAAAGAGUUCUCUUACCCAGAUUCACUAAUUGUUCAUAUGUGCUUUAUCUUUCAUGCUUUCUUUGUACACACAUGCGCGCACACACACUCACAUGCACAUACACAUGCACGCACACACACACAAUUUUUCCUCAAUCAUUUGAAAGUCAGUUACAGACAUCAUGCCCCUUUAACCCUAAAUACUUCAGUGUGUAAUACUGAAUAAUUUCUAAAAAUGAUUUUCUCAGAAAAAACAAAACCUCCCACAAUUCUGGAACUAUACUACUAUAAGCCUUAGAAUAAAUAAUAAUUUCAAGUUCCAGUCUAAAGUUCUUUUUGAGUUUUGUUGCCCGUUUUACGCUUGAUGUGUAUAGUAAUAGGGUAGGCUAUUUAUUUUAUUAAAAUUUUUUUUUAGAGACAAGAUUUUGCUGUGUUGCCCAGGCUGGAACUUGACCUCCUGGGCUGAAGUGAUCUUCCCACCUCAGCCUCCCAAGUAGCUGGGAAUACAGGUGUCUACACCAUACCCAGUUUAAGUUUUGUUUUUUUAUACACAAAGUUCAUUUCCUUUGUCUCCCUAAAAGUGAACUGUAAUUUUGGGAGGUUUUCAUUAGUGGAAGCUCUUCAUUUAUAGAGCUAUUUGAAGGGGUUUAAGAAUUUAUAUCACAUGGUAAUUGUACAGAAAAAGAAGCUAUAUACCUCAAAAUCAUGUGCCCUCUUUACAUAUGUCUUAUCAGGUAUAACAUGUUGAAAUGUCCCAUUAUUAGUAGAGUGGGGUUUAUUUAUAUAGUGGUUAAGAAAUGUCAGUUGACACUGCUGUACACUUUUUCUUCUGUGUCCCUAAGGCCUGCUACAGUGCCAAGCACAUACUUGGUAUCCAAUAAAUAUUUGUUGGAUGAAUGUAUGCAUAUGUAUUCAGUAUAUUUUAAAUGAAUAAUCACAGAACUAAGUUUAAUAAUGUGUCCUAUUUUCCUCUGCCACUUCAUUUUCUCUAAGGCAGGAAAAGAAAGACAUUAACCCACUAAAUAAGUCAAUCCUCUUGGAGACUCAAAAGACUAUGAAGUGAUCACUCUAUAUAAAAUACAGUGUGGGUUCAAAUGGCCAUUUUUUGUGUAUUCCUCUGUGUCAUCUUAUGCUGAAUUUCCUUUCCUUUUUUUUUUUUUUUUUUUAACAGCCAAUCUUUUUGAAGGAAUAUUCUUACCUCUACUUUGUCACCUUCCACUGGCUCCGCAACUAAAAUCUGCCAUUUGGCUGUAUAGUUAACAGUCCCUUCCUGUGAAGUCUAAGAUCAAUUCUAAAUCCACAGUUUAAUUCACAAGCUAUUUGACAUUUUUGACAACCUGUACUUGAAAGAUUUAUUCCCUUGAUUUCUUACAUUUUGCUCACUCCUGAACCCCCCCCUUUUUAGCUUCUUCAUUUAUUACUUAAAUGUUAUUCCUCAGGCCUCCAUUUUUUUUCCCUCUUAAUCAUAACACCACUUCUCACGCUUGGGUCAUUUCAGUUCAGCAAUUCCUAAAUCCUUAUCUUUAGCCAAACUCCUCAAUCCAUCUGCCUGCUGCACUUGACUUGGUUGUCCCAUAGACACCUGUGCGUGUCUUAAAACAUUCAUUCUCUGCAAAACCUACUCUUAAUGCCUGUGUUCCUUACUUUGGUUAAUUUUAGAACCAUUAUAUUCUACGUUUGCUAGGCUCAUUCCUCUCCUCCACCUUCCCGUAUCAUUUAGUGUUUAAGUUUUACUGAUUUUAUCUCCACCUCUCUGAUACAUCACUCUUUCAUCUUCAUUGCCAUUAUUAAUACCUAUAGUACUAACCUGCCUCCUAUACCUAGCUGGUCUCCUCUCUGUUGCUCAAUGUUACCAGAGUAGGCUUUCUAGAAGCACUCUGACAGCAUUACUCCCUAAUACCCUUCCGUGACUUCAGGAACUUGCAGGAGAAAGCCAGACUCCUCUGUUUGGUGUACAAGGUCUUCUGAUGUGUAAUGUGUUUCCUCCACUGAAUGUUCUGGUGAAACAGACUUAACAGUUCUUCAAAAGCCCCAUAUGACCAGGUUUCCCGCCUUGGUAAAUGCUGUACUCUUUGCAUCAAGUGCACUGGUCAUCCUUCCCCACUUGGAAGAUUCCUAUGCAUCUUGCAGGCCGGACGUAAGCACUUCCUCUAUAAAGUCUCCCUUGCUCCACUCAAGGAGAGUCAUCUAACUUCCACUUCUGUGUCACCACUGUAAUUACAACCUACCUCUAUUGUAUGUCACUUAAAUUGUACUGUAUUGUUUUAUUUUUCAAAAGUCUUCUUUACUAGAAUGUGAGCUCCUUAAGGGCAGGAAAAGGAACCUUUUUAUUUUUUGCAUCUCCAUAGCAUAGUUUUUGGCAUAUGAACGUUUAAUAAAUGUUUGUUGAAUAAACUGA